AACAAGUGAAAUAAUGGGGAAGCGUGCAGUGGGAAUGCCUGGAGAAAGGCACAAAACCCUAUUGAGAGCUCUUGCCGCUUAUAGCGUAACCGAGCCCACCGUGGCUAUUUAAAGGCAGGCUGUGCGCCUUCAGCACCACUUCGCUGUCCACCGUCUCCAGGAGCGCACACUGACGCAACGACGCAUCGCGACUCCAACUUCAGCCACGCAGAGCAACAAGUUUGCAAACAUGCCGAGGUCUUUUCUCGUGGAUUCUUUGAUUUUGAGGGAGGCCAACGAGAAGGGGAACGAGAACAACCCACCUCUGUUCCCGUACGCCGUGCACUCGCCGCACCACCCGCACGCGCUGCCGGGCUCCUGCCAUUCCAGGAAAGCCGGGCUGCUGUGCUUCUGCCCGCUGUGCAUGGCCGCGUCCCAGCUCCAUCCCUCUCCACCAGCGCUGCCACUCCUUAAAGCGUCUUUUCCUCCGUUCAGCUCACAGUACUGCCACUCUGCUCUGUCCAGGCAGCAUUCUGCCUCCAACAGCGUGAACCUGAGCCACGGACCGGGCAUUUACCAGGCUGCGUACUCGGUUCCAGACCCGCGGCAGUUCCACUGCAUCUCCAUCGAAAGCAGCAACGGAAAACUUCAGAGCAGCAAGCGCAUGCGCACCGCCUUCACCAGCACGCAACUUUUGGAGCUGGAGCGGGAAUUCACCUCCAACAUGUACCUAUCCAGACUGAGGCGCAUCGAGAUCGCCACGUACCUGAACUUGUCAGAGAAACAGGUGAAGAUCUGGUUCCAGAACCGCAGAGUGAAGCACAAAAAGGAGGGCAAGAGCAGCGGCCAAAGGACUGGAUCACACAGCUGCAAAUGCUCGUCCCUGUCGGCCACCAGGUGCUCGGAGGAGGAGGACGACGACAUGCCUGUGUCUCCCUCCUCAUCCGAAAAGGAGGACGUGGACUUGUCCGUUUCCCCGUGAACUGUCCCCUGAACUCUUGUAAAUGCUGCCAAAUAACGAGAAAGACGUGACUGUUCCACUUGUGUUCGGUCGUUUGUACAUAAACAGAUAUUUAAUCAGAGAGCUUCUCUGAGUUAUUGUAUAGCUGUAUACACGUUGUACGUUUUUUAUGUAGUUUUUUUUUCUGAAAACUGUUCACUGUUGUUGCCAAUCCGUUGAGCAUCUUUGUAAAGACAAACCCCUAAAACAAUGUUCGGUAGUAUUUUGGGGGGGGAAUAUUUUGUACUUCACCUUAAAUGUGACCGAGACACUUCUGAAAUUAUAUCUUCAGUGUAAUUGGAGAAAUAGCUAAUUUAUUUAUUUAAGAUGUUGAGGCUUAAAUAAAAUUAUUUCUGAGUCGUA
Messenger RNA from Nothobranchius furzeri (turquoise killifish), 1342 nucleotides. It is a transcript of the gene gsx1, whose product is annotated as GS homeobox 1. The record is from RefSeq and is a predicted model, not a curated record. Gene Ontology annotation, molecular function: sequence-specific double-stranded DNA binding; DNA-binding transcription factor activity, RNA polymerase II-specific. Gene Ontology annotation, cellular component: nucleus. NCBI's taxonomy places the organism in Eukaryota, Metazoa, Chordata, Actinopteri, Cyprinodontiformes, Nothobranchiidae. Gene Ontology annotation, biological process: regulation of DNA-templated transcription.